Molecule: messenger RNA, 414 nt
Organism: Aspergillus sclerotioniger CBS 115572
Lineage: Eukaryota; Fungi; Ascomycota; Eurotiomycetes; Eurotiales; Aspergillaceae
Product: cytochrome b5-like heme/steroid binding domain-containing protein
Exons: 3
Coding region: 1-414 (137 amino acids)
Biological process (GO): sterol biosynthetic process
Cellular component (GO): intracellular membrane-bounded organelle; endoplasmic reticulum membrane
Molecular function (GO): heme binding
Source: RefSeq, a predicted model, not a curated record
AUGUCCGACGCAAAGGAACUCACCCUCCAGGAGGUCAGCGCCCACAACACCAAGAAGGACCUUUACAUGGUCAUCCACGACAAGGUCUACGACGUCUCCUCUUUCGUCGAUGAGCACCCCGGUGGUGAGGAAGUCCUUCUCGAUGUGGCCGGCCAGGACGGUACCGAGGCCUUCGAGGAUGUCGGUCACAGUGACGAGGCUCGCGAGAUCCUGGAUGGUCUCCUCGUCGGCAACGUCAAGCGCAUGCCCGGCGACCCUGCCCCCCGCGAGAAAGCCCAGUCAUCCUCCGGUCCCUCCAGCUCCAGCGAUGGCGGUCUCGGUGUCGGUCUCUACGCCUUCCUCUUGGUCGGUGGUCUGAUCGCCUAUGGUGCCUACCAGUACCUCCAGACUGCCUCCGCCGCUGAGACGCAGUAA